This is a messenger RNA of Plutella xylostella (diamondback moth), 2700 nucleotides long. RefSeq lists its product as uncharacterized. The record is from RefSeq and is a predicted model, not a curated record. Lineage: Eukaryota; Metazoa; Arthropoda; Insecta; Lepidoptera; Plutellidae.
CAUUGGCGGCAAACCUUGACAUUCGCGGGUCCAGCACGCAGCGAGGCAGACGUGUGCACGCAACGUUGGCACACCGGUGCAGAUAUUCAUAAACAAAUCACACGUAAUGACGACCCAUUGUUGGAUUGCGGUAACGGUCCUGCUGGCCGGGGUCUUCCUAACGGGAGUCCAGACUCGACCUUCGGAGAAUAAUGAGGAAUGGCGACCAGUCUAUAUUCCUGAAGAGCCAAAUAAUGCUGAGACCUCACUAACAGAAGAUUCGAACGUGGCUGAAGGGAGAUCGAUAUCGUAUGACACAAAUGAACCAGCUACUCAAGAAACUACACAAGAAAUCAUAGAGAAAAUCCGAAAGCUAAACGAUGGACUCAACAGACCGCAUCGACAAAAACCAAAAUACAAUAACAACGAGCCAGAUAAAAGUCAUGGACUAGACGAAGAAACACUUAAAAGAUUGCAACUGCUGAUAAAUUUUGCCCCACAAUUACUUUCGAAUCACCAAGAGAGCACAAAGCUGCGUGCCGAUAUAGACAAAAAUGUUUUGAGAAAUGGAAAACCUAAGGCUCUUUAUGGCACGCCCUUGAAUGCAUUGGCAGCUCCUAAUACAGUAGCUUACGUGCCAUAUCAGUACACAGCGCUCGGCCUCCAGGCAGUUGCAGCCCAGUCGCAUCCAAAUGACAUCAGCGGUAACAGAUUCGUGAUUACUAAUAACGAUUUGAACACUAUUGACAACACGCACAGUACUAGGCAAGGACUUGGCUCUCUACCGUUUAAUAUUCAGUGGCCACUGGCUCCCUUGUUUCCUGUUCUUCUAAGAGACCCGUUCAUCACAUUCCUUCAAAAUGGAAACUUAGAUAACUUGUUUGAGUAUGGGCAGUCGGCUGAUGUGUGCCGCAAACAGAAAUCUUCCGAGGGCGCAACUGAAGAUAAUGCUGAAGAGAAAGGUGUUAAUGAAACACUAGAUGACAAAGAAAAAGAAAACAAAAUAAAGCUAAUAUCUACUUUGAAACGCUUAGUUAGACAAGGAAGAGCGAUAAAAACUCUAAAGAAACGCAACAUUGUAACUGCUGCUCCUCGUCAAGAAUUAAACACUAAAGUUACGAAAGCAUCGAAGAAAAUAUUUGGCACCAAGAAGCCAGUGUCUAAGAAGCCCCUGGUGGUGCACCCGUCAUACCAAGACCAGGAUGAUGAAGACAAUACAGCCCCAGGUUUUGACAGUGGAGAUUUGCGGAAUCCGUUCACUAACGACUACACGUGGUUCGGCAACCGCAAGCCGGUGGCGCCGAGCCCGGGCUUCUUUAUUAACCGUCUGCGCGUGCGCAAGGGAGGGGUGGCCAUCGCGGGCCCCGGCGGCGUGGCCACGGCGGGCCGCGGGGGGACGGCCAUCGUGGGCCCCGGCGGCCUGGCCUACACGCAGCCCGGCGGCAUGGCCGUCGCCGGACCCGCCGCCAAAAUCUACGCUUUAUCGCCUGAAACAGAUCUAACACAAAUCAUCGCUCAGCUACAGAAGAAGGCUAACAAAGAUGGUACCUCACCUAGAUCUCACACUAUUCCCGAAGGAAAACUAGUCGCUACUGGACCCGUAAUAUACUACCACGAGCUGAAGCAAUCUACUAAUGUGUGUUGUUUUUGGCUUGUUAGAUACGAAGGACGACUACGACGAGGAAGACUCGGCGGAGGAUUCAGAAGAUUGAGUGACGCGGACGGCGCGGCUGAUCGGUUUGCGUUCGGGCCUAAUUCCGACCUGUCCAAGAAAGACUCUAUGUUUAGUAUAGUGGUGGGUCCCGUGGCUCAUGCGGUGAGUGGGGACGCGGCUAUAGCGACGCCGGUGUCGCGGGUGUGGGCGCGGCGCGGCGCGGCGGGGACCGUGCUGCACGCGCCCCGCGCCUCCGCUAUCGCCGGCCCGGGCGGCAUCGCACACGCUCAGUCCGAUUUGGCACGCACGGAAUACCUCCCAUUCUACGGAGGAGGCAAAGGACAGUACCUAGAAGUAACUAAAAAUCAACAAGGACAAGUAGUCAACGAGAAAAUAGUAAACGAAGACAACAUAAGCAAUGAAAAUAUUGUCAAAAACCGAGAUGAAACCCUUUUAUCCAGGGUCUUGAAUGUAAACUUGCAAAACCUUAAGGCACUAUCAACGAAUCUGCUCAGACUUCAUAACCUUGGAAGAACUACUGGGAGCCUUAAGAGAUCCGACAAAAGGGUAUUUAAGGAGCAACUGAUGAGCCUUGGGGAGAUCUCGUCCAACCUGGCCAAGCUCGUGGAUGAGAUAGGAGACGAUGUGGACAUGCUGUUCAAGAGGAACAAUGUCACACAGAAGAGGCAAUAUGAUGAUGAUGUGGGUGAGGAGGGCGUGGGCAUCGACUCCCCGGGGGACUCGGUCAUCAACCUCGAGGAGCUGGGAGAGAUCCUCAACGGAGCCACCAUCGCCGACGCGCAGCCUGUCGGGCUAGCAGUGAUUGGAGAGAGCGGGCUGGCGGCGUCGCGGCCCAUGGCUACAGCGGUGGCCCUCACGGGAGUGGCCCUGGCCCGGCCCGUGGCCACCGCCAUCGCGGGCAUUGACCCCGCCGCGCUCAACCUGGACUUGCAUCUCAAGGGAAACAAGAAACAAGGGUAGAUUAAAGGGAACAAGUGAUGGUUGGGAGCAUAAAGAACAAGUGGUAAUUUAUUAAGGGAAAUAAAAGGGAGGCUCGCCGUGGUUUG